This is a messenger RNA of Leptopilina heterotoma, 5609 nucleotides long. RefSeq names its product tyrosine-protein phosphatase non-receptor type 13-like. The coding region runs from base 721 to 5445 and encodes 1574 amino acids. The record is from RefSeq and is a predicted model, not a curated record. The transcript is spliced from 18 exons. Gene Ontology annotation, molecular function: protein binding. Gene Ontology annotation, cellular component: cytoskeleton. Lineage: Eukaryota; Metazoa; Arthropoda; Insecta; Hymenoptera; Figitidae.
CACAAGAGAGACAUUCUCCAAAGAAUAUAAUAUAGCGUACCAUACAUAUAUAUACAACAAAGCAGAGAGAAUUGAGUAUAUAAACAGAAACUGUAGAGCAUUUUGUAGAGUACCACCACGAGACUUGUGAGUUGGGGGGCCCGGCCUUUUUCCACGACCCAACCUUACCUCGAGUGAAGUUCGAAGCGAUGCGAUUGGCCAAAUCGUAGCCAGGUCAAACGGCACACUUCAUCGGUUGGCGUGUAACCACGCUUGCUGGCCGUUUCAAAGUCAUUUUGACUUUUUUCGUUAUUGUUACAAGAGCGCGCGCUUGCUUGUGUGCAAGGUCACACUACACGCGAUACUCCAAAAUAAAUUAAAAAUAACAACAAAUAAAAAAAGGGAGGGGGAAUAUUUUUCAAAUUUCCUCGUAUUUUCAUUUAGAGAAUGAAAAAUUGAGAAAUGAUAAUGAUUUGUUUUAGUGAUUGAUAAAAUAUAAUAUAAUGUGCAUUCACAGGAAGACGAACGCUGUGAGAAGCGAUGUUGUUAUCCUUUCGAAUUUCUAUCGCGGAAAGAGAGGUGUGCAGUGAUAUUGUUACCGAUUGUUUGUCGGUGUGAAUAUAAUUGUGAUUUGUUUUAUAGUGCUGAGUGUGUGAGUGAGUAAAAUACUUGGGAAUUUUUUGGAUUUUGGAUUUUUUCCUCUUUUGGUAUUUUUCAACUUUAUUUGGAUAAAUUGAAAGAAUGCCAACGUUGAGCGUUGGAGGCGUCUGCGGCGUCGAAGAUGGGUUAAGUAUCGUGGCGUCGGAUGUUCUUGCUUUAAGGGGUGCAGGUUUGGAAGCUGCAGAAACUUGGGCUCUCCUUUGCCAAGCAGCCCAAGCUCUUCAAGAUCUCUUUCUCUCAAAUGGUGGAGUGGUGGAUGGCUCGAGAGCAGGACCAGUGGUCACACCAAACACACUGGAAUUGACUCCACGAGGUAGAGUGACUUUACUGCAGGCAUCACCGGAAACUGCACGAACUUAUCUACCACCGGAAUAUCGUCCUGGACGCGUCUACUCUGACACAGAUUCUGAAAAGAUGUGGAUGUAUUCAUUGGGUCGUGCCUUAUUAGACACAACUCCAAGGGUAACAGCACUAACGGGAACAGUGUCCGUUUCACCCUCAUGUGCUUUGCAGUCAGUUUUGGCUGCAAUGACAGAACCGGAUCCACGGCGACGAGCUUCAUUAAUGAAUCUUCUUGAUGUAAUAUCAGAGUACUGUCGUUCACGCUUGCAAUCAAGACCCUUCACUCACAUUGUGAUGGAUAUGUAUCGCGAGGUAGUUUGCUCGCCCCAAUAUGCAGCCAGGAAACGAGUCCUGCAACGAGGAACGAAUAAAAAUUCCCCAUCAACGGAAAUGAAUCAUAAACAACCACCGCAACAACAAUCACGACAAUAUACAACAUCAGCUCAACAACGUUGGUCAAAUAUUCAUCGUUUCCAAAAAUAUCAUUCAAAAGGAGAGCCAUCACUAUUCAAAAUACAAUCACGAAAUUCAAGAUCACAUCCAAAUCUCAGGGGUCUCGCCUCAUCAUCCUCGACUGAUGAGGAAAAUCCAAUAGCACGCUUUCAGUCCCAAUUGAACAUGAUUAAUGCCGCUGAUAUGUUAGAUCAUCCAUCGAUUGCAUUCAGUCACUUGAGAACGGCCUCGCAACCAUUGACGAUGCCACCACAUCAAAUGCGAAGUAAUGGCGAUUUGAUCGAGAGGAAAAUUUCAAGUAACAUCACUGAAUAUCAUCAGUAUCAAAGGAAUAAAAGAAAUGGCCUUCUUGAAAUGCCACCGCCAAUGAAACCAUUUCUAAGCUCACAGGAUGUGAGAUAUGGAGGCGGAAGUGGAUUGUUGAAAGUGGGUCAGGAUCAUGAUCAACUUUAUACGAGACCAAUAAAUGGGAGAAGAAAUAAUUUCCCCUGCUUUUCAUCGUCAUCGUCUUCCACGUCGUCAUUGAGGCCUAAUGGCGUUCAACAAAAAGAGCCUACUUAUGAGCCCCUAGUCAAUACACCCAAGGAAGAAAUUUACGCAAGUGCCGAGCCAACGGGAAACACAUGUUCCAGACCCGUUCUACAUCAACAAGUUUCAAAUAAUAGACUUUCAAAUUUGAAUCAAGACACCAAUAAUGAGGCAAAUAAUCCCCUAGUUUCAAAAUCAAUCACCGAACAGCUAAGAGCACGCAUUGGAAAUUUAAAUGGACAACAAAAAAUUCAAGAGUAUUGUCGAAAAACAGUGCCUUCCGAUAAUAUUCCCGAUAUUUACGGAUCAAAACAACAACAACCACGAAUAAUCACAAUGAAUAAAGAUCAAUCAAUUUCCAAUGCGGAAAAUCGAAUACCAAUUGAGACAUCGUCAAGAGUCAAUAUCAAGAAUGGACCAAGAGCGCGACGAGGGAAACCAGUACAAAGAGCACCUUCUCGAUUGUAUAGAGCAAUUGGAGGUCAAAUGAGGAAUUUUAAUAAAACACAAUGCGUCGGUCCUGAGUUUGUCGUUCGUGCAAAUCAACCGUCAAAAAUCAUGACCGUUGGUGAUAUUAAGUCGGUCAAUUCUAGUCGUUUAAUUGUAAUUAUGUUAACUGGUCAACGACUCGAAGUAACAUGUGAUCCUCAGAAAAUCACAGCUGGAGAAUUAUUUCAGGCUAUCGUGCAGGCUGAAGGCCUCGAUGAAAACUUUACUCUGGGAUUAGCUGCGCUAUUGGCCGGAGAUUUCGCAUUGCUACCGCCAGAUACAAAAUUGAAUAAAGUCGCCCCUCCAGGCUGGCUAAACACCGGUAAAAGUAAAGGUCUACUGGGACUUCCGGCAAGCUUUAUGCUCUACCUAAGGCUGAGAUUUUUCCUUCCUUCACUCCGUGGAAUAAGAAGCUGGACUUCGAAGCACCUCCUAUACCUUCAAAUUCGUCGAUGUAUAUUAGAACAGCAGCUGGUAUGUCCUUUGACGCAGCUAAUUAAUUUGACCGGUCUCGCUCUGCAGGCAGAGUUUGGAAAUUAUAGCGUCAAUGAACACGGAUGUGGAGAUUAUUUCCUCCUGGAGCACUACAUUCCCGAAGCCCUGAUAUUAAAUCCAGAUCAUGACCAACAAUACAGCGACUUAUCAAGUAACGCUGAAAAUUUAAAACGACAAUUACAUCAAGCGCACCGUGAGAGACGUGGUCUCGAUACAAAUAAAGCCGAGGAAAUGUUUAUCACUCACGCUCAAAAUUUAUCUGAUUUUGGUUCGCACUAUUACAUUGCGACGGUGGAUGCCAAGGAAUUGAGUAAAAUAAUAAGUCGACAGAGAAAAUUUAAUGAACGUACAUCGCCAAUAGGUCGGACGCAUACCGAAGAUAUUUACGCUCAAUUAAAACGCAAUUGUCCCGCAUUUCCUGCUAAUAGUGCUGAUAAAACAAAAGCCUACACGGACGAGGAGAAAAUAAUUCUCGCUAGAAAUCCAACCACUACUGCUAAUGUCAAUGAUAAUAUUUAUACUUCGGUGACAAGUGAAAAGGAGAGUGCUGAAAUUAUUAACGUCAAUAAUAAUAAUAAUAAUAAUAAUAUUCAUAAUAUUCAUAAUAAUUCGAGUAAAACUGAGAAUGAUAAGAGGAAAAAGACCGAGAGCAGUGUUUGGUUGGCAAUACAUGGCGAGGGUUUGAAACUCUUUGAAAGAGGCGGCGGUCGUUUUCGUGAGAGGAAAGAAUUGGCAAAAUUUCAAUGGAGGGAUAUUCAAACUUUGAGUUACAGUAAAUCGUGUCUUGUUAUUUACACGAAAGUCAAUGGGAAACGAUGUAAAUUCAAACUGAGAAUGGAUCACCGGAAGAGUUAUUUUGCUUUCAAACUGACGUCUCUACACCAUCAGUUCUUUCUCAAACUUCGAUCGGAGAUAUCUUCUCUUCAAGGACUAGCAAAAGAUUUCGGCGUUCCAUUGGUGAUCGAGCCAAAUUCCCCAAAGGCAAAGUCAGAGAGUGGAAAAACAAAAAUCUCGAUAGCAAAUUCAAUAAAGAAACAAGAGGAGCCCGAUUCAAGAUUAAAGUAUCCAUUUCAAUUGGAGGAGUAUCAGAAUAAGGAGAACGAGAAUCCAGAGAAGGAUUUAUGUAACUGGCAAGAGGGUAACAACCAAGUGACGUCGCCGAUUUGUUCCUCGCCAGAGGAGGACGUUCUCUACGCUCAGGUGAAUACGCGCCUUGAACCGGAAGGCGAGUCACGUGACACGGAAGAUGAAUCGGAUUCGGCGGCGAUGAGGAAUCAGGCAAUAUCGAGAAUUUUGAAUGGACCAAAAGUCCUUUCAGCCAUUGAGGAUCAAAUCUAUGGUUACGCGAAUGUUGGCCGCGCGCACAAUGAAGAAUACGUUUAUUGCAUUCCAAAGUUAAUUUACUCGAGUGCAAUUGAACGACUCGAAGUGAAAUCAGAAAAACCCGAGGAUAUUUAUGCAGCUGUUAAUAAAAAUCGUACGCCCAAGAAGGAUUCACUUCCUGUUCCUGAUGAAGUUUGGGACGUGUCGGAUAUUAAGGAGUCAUUGAACAAGGCAAAAACAUCGAGUUUACCAAAUUAUGGAACGCCAAAAUCAAGGCAAUCGAGUGGAUUUCGAACGCCGAGUUUACCACGACGUUUGGGGGUGAAAAUGGGAACUCGCGCUAUUUACAGCAGCAGCAAUAUGUCGCAGAAGGAUGCCUCUCUUGCCGACGAUUUGGAAUCACUUUCCCUGAAAUCAGACACAGCUUCGUCGAUGCAAUCAACGCCCGCACGAUCGGUCGAGUCACCAUUGCCGGAAGCUUAUGUUCUAAAUGCGGACAUAAGAUCGGCGAACGAGACCUUUCGAAUACAUGACGAAGAGACAAUGUCAUCAUCGUUGGUGGCCCGAUUUGAGGAAAUGUCUUUCACUGAAGAGCGAAUACUUCAUGUGAUAAAACUUGAACGCGGUAAUGGAGGGAGUAUUGGAUUGCAAGUGACCGAGGGAAACGAUGGAGGAGUUUAUGUCCAAGCCGUUUCCGUUGGUGGAUCGGCCGAUAUGGCUGGUAACGUAAACAAAGGCGAUCGAGUGGUGGCAAUAAAUGGUCAAACUUUAAUGAAUCUCGGUUAUGAUCAUGCACUUAAAUUGUUACAAAGUUCAUCAGAAACUGUGGAAUUAGUAUUAUCGCGUGCUGCUUCAAAUCGGGUCGGAAGUAACAAAAAUCACCAACAAAUCCAAUCGAGGGAUACCAAUUAUCUACAAAGUAUCAGAUUUAAUGUCUCGUCAGAAACAGAUUAUUGGAACAUGUCAACGAAAUGGCUUGGAAAUGAAAAAUCUGGCGCGAAAAAUAAUUGGGAUUCGCACAAUAGUUCAACUUCAACUAUGAUCGAGAAUUAUCCAGUGAAUGAGACCUACACCAUAAACGAUAAAAUCGAUCCCUACGCUCUGCAAUCUGCCAGUAUAUUGGUUAGUCUUGAGGAUUUAGACGUGAGCCGAACGAGUCAACAAGUUUUCAUCUAGUGCCAAGAGAAUAAUUUUAAUAUACGAUGAGAUCGAUCAGCAAACUCCGCCGAUACCUCCACGAAGAAAGAAACGAAAGAAUAAUCUUUCAACGAGCGUCAAUUCUGAAACGUCUCGGGAACCAUCUUUGGGACCUAGAAGAAAACCACGUCUUCCGCCUCCUC